AUGGAUUUGGCAGAGUUUGGAAUUGGGGAGUGCACGGUGGAGAAGGGACCAGAGUUGGCCUUCUCCGAGGAAUGGACUCUUGUGGAGCGGUUGCUCAAUUCGAUCUGCGUCGACAGAGUAAGUCACGAAACCAGCCUACGAACAGAGGACUGCAUCGUGUUCCAAGAUGUCUCCCUCUUGCCCUCUGACGAUCUCGAGUCCCUGGAGAAGUUGCCCAAGCCCAGAUGCGUGGGCACUCUCGUCAUCACCAAACACGAGCUCAUCUUCGCAGAUGAAAAGGAAACUCAACUGAGCCAGAAAAAGCAUCGGCUUCCUCACGAGACAGAUUCCUCCAAGCUCCCCCUCCACAUGAUCGCAAGGCUCGACAGGAACAAGCAACUGCCCACCAUCCUCGACAUUCGUUGCAAGGAUCUGCGCUUGAUGCGAAUUCGGUUCAAGGACGCCAACUCGAGCAUCAGCGUGUGCAACCUCGUGCACACGCUGUGUGCGAACCGAACCGAGUUCUUCGCCUUCCACAACAAGGAGGAGUUCCGAGGCACCACCAACGGCUGGGACGUCUUCAACUGGUCGGAGGAGUUCUUCGUGAGGCAGGGUCUUGGACCCGAGUGGAAGCUGGUCGACGACGUGAACGAACACUGGCAGCUCUGUAGAACCUACCCGAGCCAGUUUGUCGUUCCCGCCUCUGUCAAGCCUUGCACGGCAAAGUUCAGAAGCCACAACCGUUUCCCUGCCCUGUGCUGGCACCACCCCCUCAACAAAGCCACUCUCUCCCGGUGUAGCCAGCCCAUGCGAAGCAUCGCCGACGAGCAGAUGGUCAAAGCGAUCGCCGAUCUCAACCCAAAUGGCAAAGUGAUGUACAUAAUCGACUGCAGGCCUUGGGUCAACGCUUAUGCCAAUGCUGCGAGAGGAGCGGGCACUGAAAAGUACGAUCCCCACGAGUGA
This is a messenger RNA of Acanthamoeba castellanii str. Neff, 942 nucleotides long. Its product is annotated as Mtm1 protein. NCBI's taxonomy places the organism in Eukaryota, Discosea, Longamoebia, Acanthamoebidae. The record is from RefSeq and is a predicted model, not a curated record. Bases 1 to 942 code for a protein of 313 amino acids. The transcript is spliced from 6 exons.